Penicillium cataractarum is the source of this 318-nucleotide messenger RNA. It is a transcript of the gene pam18, whose product is annotated as putative mitochondrial DnaJ chaperone (Tim14). NCBI's taxonomy places the organism in Eukaryota, Fungi, Ascomycota, Eurotiomycetes, Eurotiales, Aspergillaceae. The coding region runs from base 1 to 318 and encodes 105 amino acids. The transcript has 4 exons. Gene Ontology annotation, cellular component: PAM complex, Tim23 associated import motor. Gene Ontology annotation, biological process: protein import into mitochondrial matrix. Gene Ontology annotation, molecular function: ATPase activator activity. The record is from RefSeq and is a predicted model, not a curated record.
AUGGCUUCGACUCUUGCUAUCGGUCUUGGUGUUGGUGUGGCUGCCUUUUUGGGUCGUGCUGGUCUGGUCGCCUACCGCCGGUCUCAGGGCGGCGUGAACGCUGCUGGAAAGGCUUUCUACAAGGGAGGAUUUGAACCGCGUAUGACCCGCCGUGAAGCCUCCCUGAUUCUUGAGCUCCCUGAGCGCAAAUUGAACAAGGACAAGGUCCGCCAGAAGCACCGUCAGCUCAUGCUGCUCAACCACCCCGAUCGUGGUGGUAGCCCGUACCUGGCCACCAAGAUCAACGAGGCCAAAGAAUUCCUCGACAAACACACUUGA